Molecule: messenger RNA, 1551 nt
Organism: Aspergillus nomiae NRRL 13137
Lineage: Eukaryota; Fungi; Ascomycota; Eurotiomycetes; Eurotiales; Aspergillaceae
Product: RHS Repeat protein
Exons: 1
Coding region: 1-1551 (516 amino acids)
Source: RefSeq, a predicted model, not a curated record
AUGUCUACCGGUCAGAGCUCCAUCUAUUCCCAAGCCUUCAACUUCGGCUCGUUCCUAGAAAGCGGCGUCGAUCCGCGCACGGGGCUAUACACGUUCAGCGUGGAUCUGUAUGAGACACCAAGUCACUCGCGGGACUUGCCCUCAUUCAAGUUGUCGCUGUUCUAUAAUCCCCUGAACACAGUGGACUCUGGCCUGGGAACUGGCUGGGCCUUUCAUCUCCCUUUUUAUGACCCAGAUACGAAGACGUUAGUGCUCUCCACCGGAGAGAGCUUCAAGGCCACCGAGAUAAAUGACCGGUUUAUCGUUGUUGAUCAAAAGCUUCAAAGCUUCCAGGCGACCAAGCUGGGGUCUGAAUAUCACGUUGUGUAUAAAACCGGCCAGACAGAGGUGCUAUCAAACGGCAAUGGUCUCUAUAACAGGUCUGUUCCGAUCACCGUCUACGCUUCCAAUGGCCGGGCGAUUGCCCUCACCUGGACUCCAUCAGGCUCCGAGCCCAGGCUCAGCAAGAUCCAAGACGGAGCCGAGGUUCUGGUCGAAGUCCAGUACGGAGAUGGCCAGGUGCGUGUCGUUCGACAGCCCGGUACCCCCGAUGAGAAUGUCUUCACUCUUGUCCAAAAGAAUGGUCAAUUGGCACAAGUCCAGUCGCCCGGGGAGAACAUGUCGCCAUGGGAAUUCUCCUACAAGAAAGUUGAUAGUCGGUGGCUCUUGCUAACACAACUGACUACCCCUCUCGGGUCAGUUGAGAGCGUAUAUUACAGACCAGAUGGCCAUCGCCUGCCCAAUGGAGCACCGUACGAGACAAUCCCCUAUGUCACUUCACAUGAGCUGCAGCCGGACCAUCAACAGCCCGCCAUCAGGACAUCGUAUACCUAUUCUGCGAAGAACUUCCUUGGUUACGAUGGCGGCCGGGACUGGACGCCCGACGGCGACAACCUGUAUCAAGUGCCGGCGGGGUACCAGUAUACGUCGACUGCGCGGGUUGAAGACGGGGCUACAACCGUGAAUGACUAUGACAAUUUCCAUCUUCUGGUUAGAACUGAACGGCAGCAGGAGGUUCAGAAAACAACACGCGCUACCGCCUACCAUGCCAUACCCUACAUUGAAUUCAGCGGCCAGCCUCCGCAAUGCCAACUGCCGAGCGUUGUCGAAAUCGCUUAUUCAAAUACACAGUCCCGUUCAGAGCGCAGGGAGACAACCAGGACCAGUUUCGACGAAUGGGGCAACCUGACCCAGGAGAUUCAGCCUAAUCAAGUCAUAGUCAAGCGGACCUACUACCCACCGGAAGGGGAGAGACCGGACUGCCCUGCGGAUCCCCACGGCUUCCAGCGCUACCUCAAGGAAGAAACGGUCGUGCCGGCUGGCACCGAGCAAGGCGCAACCGUCCGCACUGAGCGCUAUACUUACCAUGAGCUGCCGACGGCAAGGGGCGCUCUGGUCGACAUAUAUGUGGUGGCAAAACAGCAGGUCACUCUAGAGGGUGACCGCGUACUGAGCACUGUUGACCUUACUGAUGUCGAUGCUCCUACGCCCAAAGAUCACGGACGCUUCUAG